CCGUUUGCGUUUUGGUCCCACCCGUCUUCCGUAGUCAUAGCUAAAUCUCUUCUCAAUCCCACAUGCGCAGUGAGGUUGUGUGAGAAAAUGGCAGACGUCUCUCUGGAUGAAGUGAUACGACAGCGCCGUAUUAACCUCAAGGCUUCAGCUAAACGGCCCAUGUUUGGACGGGGUGCAGGAGGAGUGGGCAAGAGUUUCGAUGCCCGGCAGAAGAUUGGGGUGAAUGAUGUCAGACAGCGACUUGGAGGUGGAACUGGGUUUCAGGUGAAAGAUGCGAGAGAAAAGCUGGGUCAGAAAGACGCACGCUUCAAAAUCCGUGGCAGGGGAGGUGCAGGAGGUGUACAGGAUGCUCGUCAGACGAUCAACUCACGGAAACAGGGGCAGAAUCCACUCAAUGUGUCUGUUCAGACCACACCAAAGACAGCAGUGACACACCAACUACCAAGCCACACACUUGUGCCACAGAUACAGAUACACACAAACAACAAACUUGUUGGUGUAAACACAAGGCAGUUUGCCAGUGCUGUACAAGGAUUGAGUAUGAGGGGCAGCACAGUGCCUCAGCUGAGUGUUAAUAAGAGAAUGAUGGACGCUCGUGACCGGCUGAGCCUGAAGAGGAGCAUUGGAGGAGCGCAGACAGCAGCUGCGCCACCUCUGAAAAUAACCAAGACCAUCCAGCAGCGUCCAGUGGGAAUGUCAGGUGGUAUUCGUCCAGCUUCACAGCCGGCCUCAAAUGAACUUGAUGCCACCGCCGCUAAACAAAUAAAGAUCACUACUGCAAACAAUAUGCUACACUCACGGCCUGGUACCGUAGGUUCCACAUUGUCCAUGACAGCCCCAAUCACCAAGGUGGUUAAAAAUGAUGCUUAUACAGCUCCACGUCCUCCCGUCCCUGUGGCUCCCACUCGACCCAAUCCUGCCCGAUCCUCUACAGCGGCCUUACAGCCAGUCUCCAGGACCCUCCAGCAAAGCGCAGCAGAACCCAGCACAACAGCCCCUACUCCACCCCAGCCUGCAUUCAGUCCUUUGGAGGGGACCAAAAUAACGGUGAACAACCUGCAUCCCCGGGUCACUGAGGAAGACAUAGUGGAACUGUUCUGUGUGUGCGGUGCUCUGAAGCGAGCCCGGCUAGUGAAGGUGGGUGUGGCCGAAGUGGUGUUUGUUCGAAAGGAGGACGCUGUGAGUGCAUACAGGAAGUACAACAACCGUUGCCUGGACGGUCAACCUAUGAAGUGUAACCUUCAUAUUCAGGGAAAUGUCAUCACUUCAGAUCAGCCCAUUUUAUUGAGGCUCAGUGAUACUCCAGGCGCAGGCAGCAGUACGAAGAAGGACGGCUUGCCUCCCUCCUUGUCCCGUCCCACUGGUCAACGAUCCUCCUCUCAGCCCACGCCUGAAGUGGACCCUCAGACCAUCUUAAAAGCUCUGUUUAAGUCCACUGCGCAGUCCUCCACCUCCACCACCGAGCCCCCCAGCUCACAGGCCACUGCUUUUCGCAUCAAGAUAUAGCUCCUGUCUGUGAAUAUACCAUCUGUCCAUAAACACAUUGCUGCAUUCUCAUUUUUCACAUACAGAUUGUGGGUUUCACACCGACAGCAGGCAGCCUCCAUAUGAAACUGAUUUUUACACAUUUGAUAUACAUGACUACUCUAAAAAUUGGCGAAUACACAACGUCCUGUUGGUGGUUUUGUGAUAUCCAGAUGUUUCUGGUGGACCAUUGGAAAGAAGUGUUAUCUGAGCUGUUAUUUUAAUGCAAUGUGGCUGGGGACAAUGAUUUUAGGGGGUAGUUUUUUCCUUUUGUUUUUUCUGUUGAUUCAAUGCCAGCCUCUUUGGAUGUUAUUUUUAUAUAUAAUCCCCCUUACUAAAAAGAUUAGUGUUGUCAUUGCUGAAAAACAUUAUCUUUGAGCUCUCUACACCCACUUGUGUGUCAGGGAAAAUAAAUUGAUAUAUAGGCAAAUAUAAAAUGCAGUACAUUCUCAUUAGGACAAGACGGCAGAAAACCUCAGCACAACUGAGACAACUCUUCCUGGCUAAAGUAACAAAAACAGAAUAACGUGUGAUUAAAUGGAAACUGUAACAGAAUAAAGGUAACCAGUUGCUGUAUGUUUGAUUGGUUUUACCCUUCUCAUGGCAUCAUCUCUAUUCAUGGCUUUUUUUUUGGCUGUCUAGUUUGGAAACUCAACUUUUUCUAGUAUACAUUAUGAUCACUGUAUGUUAGGACCGUUGCAACCAUGAUAUGUCAGUCAAGAAGACACUAGAAAGUUCAGAUCUGUCUGUGAAAUGUUGCCAUUAAAUAUUUAGCUUUCUUAGA
This is a messenger RNA of Betta splendens (Siamese fighting fish), 2308 nucleotides long. It is a transcript of the gene poldip3, whose product is annotated as polymerase (DNA-directed), delta interacting protein 3. Gene Ontology annotation, biological process: mRNA export from nucleus. Lineage: Eukaryota; Metazoa; Chordata; Actinopteri; Anabantiformes; Osphronemidae. Gene Ontology annotation, cellular component: nucleus. The record is from RefSeq and is a predicted model, not a curated record. Bases 88 to 1506 code for a protein of 472 amino acids. The transcript has 10 exons. Gene Ontology annotation, molecular function: mRNA binding.